AACGGUGAAUAUUUAUGUUUGAGCGAAGACCGAAUUGUUUCUGUGACUGAUCGAAUGUGUUGCAUCUAUUUCUAUUUCAAUUUCAAUCCUAAUUAAAAAGGAUUACGUUCACCAUGUGACGGGUUCGAGGAAUGCAGGGUGAGGUGUUCCUGUUAUUAGGGCCAAUUGCUUAGAUACGCGGCGUGGGUUUAUAUCCAAUACAGAGUCCAGAGCAAGAUUCGCACUGACUGCCGUCUAUACCAUGAAGAGGAAAUGUAUUUGUGAGCUUUGCACCUGUGGGCGCCAUCGGUGUCCACAUCUUCCCACUGUAACCUAUGAAAAGAUUAAUAAACCAUGCCUGAUUACCGAGUAUGUGGAGAAAUAUACUCCAUAUGGAGAUGUUCAGCCGAGAGAAUCCUACAAACCCCGAGAGGAAUACCAACGACAUGAAGGGAAGAUGCAGAGCAUGACUACAUUCAGUUUACUGGUUCAAGUGCCCCAUGAAGAAGAGGACUCCCCGCUGGCAGAUUAUACUCCACAUGAUAUCCAGCCUAGACCAGGCAGGGUGAGUGAGGAAUUCAAACAUCCCCAUGGAAGUAUGAAUCUAGACACCACAUACAAACGAGAUUUUAAUGUACACUCAAUCCAACCGGUGGCUCCAAAACGACCAUUAGAACAAAGAAACAACUCAACAGCGAAGAUGGAAACAAUCCCCACAUACAAAGAUCAUUUCAAACAGUGGGAACUUCCUAAAAGAGAAACAUAUAAACCAGAAUAUACAUUCAAAGUACCAUCAGUCAAGUUUGCAAAUAAAACCACAUUUCAAGAUGACUAUUCUGUCCAAGUGCCAACUCCCAGAGAGUGUGUUAGGCCUACAAAUGCUGCUAGGUUGUUAAACGUGCCCUUUGAUGACAUGACCAACUAUCGGCAGCAUUUCGUACCUUAUACAUAUGAGCCCCACAAGAGGCGUGAACAUGAGCAAUACAAACCAAAUGAUGAACCUUUUGAUGAUCUCACUACUCACAGGAGAGAUUUCAAGGGACAAACAGGAGAGCUUACACUACCUAUUCGACCUCCAUGCAGCAAACCCGACACUGAUCAGCAAUUUUGCGACUUGACUGAAUUUCGAGACAAGUACCGCACAUGGACGGUAGAUCGACCGGUAGUGCACAAGGCUGUGGAAUUUGUAGCUCCUGAAGGCACAAUUAAUCUGAGCACCACUACUCGUACAGACUACAUUGAACACAAAGUCCAACCUCUUGUUCCAGCCCGGCCUGUGCCCCAGAGGAGCGGGUUAAACAUUUCAUUUGAAGGGCAGUCCACCAUGAAGGCAGACUACAAACCUUGGGAUUCUGUACGGGAACCUAUGAUCAAACCACGUCAAGAACUGGAGAAAGCCACCGGCCAAUUCAAUGAUAUGACAACAUUCAGGGCUCACUAUGUACCUCACCAGAUUAACCUGGUACAUUCCUUCAAACCCCGAAACUCCUACAAUCCCAACGCAGUGCCGCUGGAUAAUGGAACCACCCAUCAAUUCAGUUUCACACCAAAACCAGUUCAGCCGUGUCCUGCCUCAUUCGCAGUGCCCCCUGGUUAUGAGUAUGUGGAAACUGACCCUCAAGGUCAUAAAUUGUAUCACCCACUGUCCGAAAAGGAAAAUGUCCAGCCCAAAUUACCAAACACCUCCCUGGAAUUGAUUUCAAAUACUCUAAGACAUCAAAAAUCUGCAAAUGAUUUGAAAGCAGGUUUCCCAGCUGAUGGAAUAGUUGCAGCUUGAAGAAAGCAAACCAUGGCCCUGCCAACCUGGAAGUUAUGAUCUUCUGGUGUUCUUUAAUAGGAAUUACAGAUAUGCAUCCUGUUUGCUUUACUUUAUAAAACCGAUAAAUAAGAAGAAUAGAAGAUUUUAUUCCUGUACAAGUUGCAAUCAAACGCAGCAAAACUCUGGGACUGCCAAAAACCACAUCCCUAUUUUAGAAUGGAGUUUAACCUCCUCUCAUCAACGUGGCUUGAAUGUUCUAUUAUCAACACAGUAAAAUGAAUUUUUAAAAUCAAUUGCUUCCACUGACAGUGCUGCAUACAUUAUUCAGAAGAUUCACGUUGAACAUUUAUUUUGAAUGCAAUUCUAUAUCUUUUUGCAGUAUACCAUGUGAUUGGAAUGUGCAUAGUGAAGGCAGAGGAGCCUGGAAUUAUUUUAAGGAAGUUUUGGAUGUUGUGACCUGGAGAUGAGGGUUUUCCUGAGAGAAUGAAUAAUGCUGAGACAAAUCUUAUCCAAGUCAAUUUUGUGAUCUUUAUCAGUGUAAGAUUGAGAUGUCCGGUUUUUUUUUAAACUUUCUGUGAAGGUGCAAUACUUCUGUAACUGUUUGCCUACUAACUUACUUGAAAUGUUACACUCUAAUACAGUUAAUCUGAAUGAUAAACCUGGAAGAGGGAAACCCAAUAUACAAAUGUGUCCAGUACAAGUUCUUGGGCAGAACAGAAAUUAACACAUUACAUCAGUUCACGUGUUACUUCUACUAAAGCAGAUAUCAUCCUACUGCUUAACCUUACUUUGUUGCCCUAAUUUAAGAAUUAAUCACCAGAAAGAUCAAUAUUUUUGUAUUUGGAUCUUGUACUUUUUGAACAGUGAUAAUUUAACUUUUCUUUUGAAACCGGUCCACAAAUUAUUUAUAGCUAUCACAAAAAAAUUGUCAUUUUACAUAUUUGUCUCAACCCAGGCAUCCAGUGGAGUUCAUCAGUUCCUCAAAGCACCAUUGAUUAGUUCACUAUAAUUACAUUAAGUUAAAGGCUAACAUUUAAAAAUGAGAUGAUUGAAAUAUGUUUUUCUUUUGAAAGUACAGAUACAGUUGUUAUAUAUCAAGAUUAAGGUUUCUUUAAUGUUAUAUUCUAAACACUGAAUGAACCAUAUGAAGCUACCACAUCCCUGUCCAUCAUCUUAUGUAGAUGUAGAUUACAUUCAGUAAAAGAUUAGAAAGCCUUUUAAUAAGCAUCCUUAAUUCAUGUGCAUUUAGUGUAGCCCACUCUUUCUAUACACUUACAAUAGAUAUUGUAGCUCCAUUACCUGUAAUUAUGAAGAACAUAAGUGUAAUCUGUUUUGCUUCACAAAAAUAUUUCACCCAUGAUAUUCUCAGGAAUGCUUCUAAGUUUCCUAUUAUUGUUCGUAUUAAUACUAAAACCUUUUAUGGUAUACACCUUUUGGAUUUGUACUGUCUUUUUACAAGUGGGUUGGUCUGCAAUGUGAUUCCCCUAGCAUUUUUAAAACUUUAGCCUGAAUUUUUAAGUAGUGCACGUUUGCAUUGUCCUUUGUAUUGUAUAGAGCCUGACUUUGCUUUGGGUAAUGGAUUUCAGGUUGUAGAUGUGCUAAUGUAAAAUAAUAAAUAAAAUUA
Molecule: messenger RNA, 3362 nt
Organism: Rhincodon typus (whale shark)
Lineage: Eukaryota; Metazoa; Chordata; Chondrichthyes; Orectolobiformes; Rhincodontidae
Product: stabilizer of axonemal microtubules 2-like
Exons: 5
Coding region: 242-1756 (504 amino acids)
Biological process (GO): microtubule anchoring
Cellular component (GO): cytoskeleton; axonemal microtubule; ciliary basal body
Molecular function (GO): microtubule binding
Source: RefSeq, a predicted model, not a curated record